AGGGUAGUGUACUGGUAUUUGUUACGCGGAAGACACACAGCGAGGAGGUGGCACGCAAACUGAAAAUGCGUGAUCUCAAGGUCCUACUAAUUCACGGUGAUAUGCAUCAGUCCGAACGAAACUCCGUGAUUCAUUCGUUCAAGCGUCAAGAAGCACCUAUUCUAGUUGCCACAGACGUCGCUU
This is a messenger RNA of Opisthorchis viverrini, 183 nucleotides long. RefSeq lists its product as hypothetical. Lineage: Eukaryota; Metazoa; Platyhelminthes; Trematoda; Opisthorchiida; Opisthorchiidae. The record is from RefSeq and is a predicted model, not a curated record. The transcript has a single exon. The annotation marks the transcript as partial.